AUGUUAAUCUCUUUCGAAUAUCUUCUUACAUGUGAUGCUGAUGAAUUGGGUAUGCUUGAAGAUUCUGUUGAAGCAAUUCAUGCAUUAGAAAAUGUUCAUGUACGUUUUGUACCUGCAACUAAAAAUAAUAAUUUACUUCAACCUCGAUUUUUCGGUACAAGAUUUUAUUGUAAAGUUGUGAUACCAUUACCGGCUCAUAUGUUUGCUCAAUUACCACAAAAAUUGAAAGAUGGUGCAUCGAUUCGUAUUGUGCCAAUCGUAUUCAAUAUAGGUAUUGAUCAUCGAGCAUCAAUUGCGCGAAUGAAGGCGUUACAUUUCUUCAGCUCAACACAGGUUGAAAAUGACCUCAAUUAUAACAAUUUAGCCAAACUAAAAGCCUAUAUUAAUAAAAGUGUCGAUAAUUUACCAGAUGACAUACCUGAUUUAAUGAAAUUACUUGAACAUACAAUCUAUUUGAAUAAACCAAAAAAUGUUGAUAUUUUUCCACUUGCUGAAAAAAUUUGUCGUCGAGCAUAUGGAAUACGAGUCACUGGUUGUAAAAGUGCUAAAGAUCGUACAUCAAUGAGUUUUACAUUAGAACAAGGACAAUUACUUGUAAAUAAUCAUAAUAUUGAUCAACAUGAUUUACAAGAUGUACUUAAUCAAUUUCGACGUAAUGGUACAUCAAUUGAAAAUGCACUUGCUAAUACAGGCGCUAAGGCAUAUGCUUUUUCAUAUAUACAAUUACGUACAUUUCCAGAAUAUUAUCGUGCUCAACCAGGCACUUACGGCAAUGUUCAAACAUAA
This is a messenger RNA of Rotaria sordida, 786 nucleotides long. Lineage: Eukaryota; Metazoa; Rotifera; Eurotatoria; Philodinida; Philodinidae. The record is from the annotation of a GenBank genome assembly.